CUGUUCUGUUCUAGAAGUCAAGGUGAAUUGGAAGUGACUCAAGAGGAGAGCAAUGCUGGCUGCCAGGACCUGCUUCAAUUUCCCCACAAGGACACUGCAACUGAAGGAUCAUGCUAACCAUGUGAGGCUUUGGCAGAGGCUAUCUUCAGCUGCUACCUUAGCUGCAAGUCGCUCCUAUGCAAGUCACACAGAUGGGGGCAAUAAAGCUGUGCUUGUCACGGGAUGUGACUCAGGAUUUGGAUUUUCAUUGGCUAAGCAUCUACAUGAUGAAGGAUUCACAAUAUUUGCUGGUUGCCUCUUCAAGGACAAGGGAGAUGCCGGCGUGAAGGAACUGGACAAUAUGAAGAGCCAUAGAAUGAAGACUGUUCAGUUGAAUGUGGUAAAACAGGAAGAGGUAGACAGAACUUUGGAAAUUAUUAAAGAUAAUUUGAAAGACCCAGACAAAGGUUUAUGGGGUGUUGUUAACAAUGCUGGAAUAUCGACAUUUGGAGAAGUGGAGUUCACCAGUAUGGAAACUUAUAAAGAAGUAGCUGAAGUAAACCUUUGGGGUACAGUUAGGGUUACCAAGGCCUGUCUCCCUCUCAUUCGCAGGGCUAAAGGCCGCGUGGUGAAUAUUAGCAGCAUGUUGGGGCGCAUGGCAAAUCCAGCUCGUUCCCCAUACUGUAUCACCAAGUUUGGGGUAGAAGCGUUUUCUGAUUGCCUGCGCUAUGAGAUGCACACAAUGGGAGUGAAGGUCAGUGUGGUUGAACCUGGGAAUUUCAUUGCAGCCACAAGCCUCUACAGUCCAGAAAAAAUCAAAGCAAUUGCUGAAAAAAUGUGGGCCGAAUUACCUGAAACUGUGAAGAAAGACUACGGGAGAAAAUACUUUGAUGAGAAAAUCGCCAGAAUGCACACGUAUUGUAACAGCGGCUCAACGGAUACGUCACCUGUCAUUAAAUCUGUCACCCAUGCUUUAACUGCGACCACCCCGUACACUCGCUACCACCCUAUGGAUUACUACUGGUGGCUUAGAAUGCAGGUCAUGACUCACCUGCCUGGUGCUAUAUCUGAUAAGAUUUAUAUUCAUUAGGUAUGAUGAUUAGAUUUAGGUCAUUUCUAAUCAAAGAACUUUGAUUUCAUCUGCAG
Molecule: messenger RNA, 1125 nt
Organism: Nanorana parkeri
Lineage: Eukaryota; Metazoa; Chordata; Amphibia; Anura; Dicroglossidae
Product: D-beta-hydroxybutyrate dehydrogenase, mitochondrial-like
Exons: 6
Coding region: 53-1069 (338 amino acids)
Molecular function (GO): oxidoreductase activity
Source: RefSeq, a predicted model, not a curated record